Molecule: messenger RNA, 1263 nt
Organism: Gekko japonicus
Lineage: Eukaryota; Metazoa; Chordata; Lepidosauria; Squamata; Gekkonidae
Gene: TMEM139
Product: transmembrane protein 139
Exons: 3
Coding region: 400-1056 (218 amino acids)
Source: RefSeq, a predicted model, not a curated record
UUUGCAUACAGCACCCGUUUCCCGGAGCCGGUUUCCUGCUUCUUUGGGGCAGCCCAUCUGAGAGACCAAAGGAGGGAAAGGAAGAGAAUUCUUUAGAAGAGAGAGGGAGAGAGACGCAGAAAGUUAAGGGCCAAGCCACAGUACCAUUUUGAAGUGGAAAAUCUGGCAAGCGUUUUACUCUCUCUCCCCCUUGGAUGAUUUCUGACUUGGAUAUUCGCCUGAGAAGGCAGAAAAAGUGACGAUCUUGUGGCAUUUCUCUUCCUUGGUCCAAACCAUGAGUGAAGAAGCUUCCCGGCAAGCCAGGUCAUGACAACCGAAGGCCAGAGCGCAUGGCUGGGUCUGGUGGAGAACACCCAUGCUUGAUGUUGACCGGCCGCGUCGAUUACUAUUUACGUGACCAUGUUGUCGGCAUCACACUGGAGGAGCCUCCGCCAGACGCUGCUGGUGCUCUUCACAUCCGCGCUCCUCAUUGGCAUCACCAUGCUGGCCAUCUCCUCCAACAUCAAUCCCGUGGGGUUUUUCUUCCUGGGAGUGGGGGGCCUGUGCUUGGUCGGCUACCUCAUCAGUCUGGUGGUCGAGUAUUACCUGAAGCCAGAGGAUUCAACGGAUGAGACUCGCUCAGCCUCAAGGAGACAAAGUCAUGCAGCAGUCAAUGAGGUGUAUGAAGCACCAACGUACGAGGAGGUGGUGGGAACCAGCCAGGUAUCAAUCCCGACGUUCUGGACCAUCACCUCUGGCACGCCAACCUCCCAAGGGGACCCCCCUCCCUACAGCGUGGUCAUUGAGCCACCUACCCACAGCGAGACUGUCGUCGAGGCAUUCAGCGUCUCAGUGGCCCCGGGCACACGGCGUGCCUCCGAAGCAGAUAUGCACUCAAGGCUACGCCUCAGGCUGGUGCUCCCGCCAAGGCUGCAGCGAUUUGUCUCGGAUAACCAGGAACUCAAAGAUGCCGAAGAGCACGUGGAACGUCUGGAGCCGCUCACGCCGCCUCCUGCUUAUGACAACGUAACUGGCGACGAAGUCUUUGAAGAAGAAGUCCAGCCCACAAGGCUAUGACCAAAUGGCUGGGGGACGGGGAGACUGAUGCUCUCGGUGCUGCGUUAUAGCAGUGCAUCUGAUGAGUACGAGUGGACUGGGCUUUAACUUACUGGGGCCGUUCCCGAUGGACACUGGCGGCCAGAAGCAAGCAGAGCCAAGCCCCAGCAGCUCUGCCAGUCCCCCAGGGGCUGCUCGGCUCUGGCCAUCUAGCAGCAACAUAAGGUU